AAGUUUGCCGAUAUUUUAAUAACGCUAUACUGUGAUGUGUUUGUUUUAAAUUAAUUAUAUUGCGUUUUUUGUGAUCAGCCACAGAUUAAUGAUACAGCAUCCACGUAGUCAGCAGUGAUCACUGUUAGUCGUAAUGUUGCGGCGAAGUAAUUUUUGUUCAAUAUGCAUUGCGUUCAAUCUCAGUGUUCUUUUAACACUUGCUGGAAGUCAAAAUACAGACAACACUAAUCACCUACCAUCGGGAAGUCGAAGCCGGGAUCCAAAAAACAUCAAACCAAUUGAAGACGUCGACGACAGUUUGCUGCAAUUGCCCACUAAUCCAGAUGGUACCCCUAAUAUCGACAAAAUAUUAGACAGAACGCGAUUAAAAAUCAAAAAUGAAUUAAGUAACUACAAUUUCGCACAGUCCAGAGAUCAAAAUUUAGAUGGUUUGCUCAUGGAGUCAGGGGGCCAACCUUUUAGGAGUUUGAUCACAUCCACAUGGAGAUCUGGAACAACUUUUCUCGGAGAAGUUCUUAACGCAUUGCCAGGGAAUUUUUAUCAUUUUGAGCCUUUAAUAAACUUUGGGAUAGUCCAGAUAAAAAAUACAUCAGAGGUUGAUAAAGCUUUGGAAACUAUAACAAAGAUGUUUCAUUGUAAUUUUGAUGCCAUGGAAGAUUAUUUUGAAUACGGAAGAAAUCAUUCGUAUCAAUUUAGCCCUAACAGAAGAUUGUGGGACCAUUGUAAAUAUAAGAAAGAAUUGUGUAUUGACGCAGAUUUUACUUCCAGGUUUUGUAAAUUGUUUCCUUUUCAAACUAUGAAAGUAGUACGUGUAAGGUUACACCAUAUAAGGCAAUUGUUAGAAGAUACCGAGCUUAAUUUAAAAGUGAUCUUCUUAAUAAGAGACCCUCGGGGUGUGAUGCAAUCAAGGCAGCAUUGUGGUUUCUGCCUGCGAACACCAGAUUGUUUGAAACCUGAACUUCUCUGUGCUGAUAUGAUUAGCGACUAUGUAGCGGCUACAAGUCUAAAACAGGAGUACCCACACCGUUUUAUGAUUGUGCGUUUUGAAGAGAUGGCACUAAAUCCAAAUAGCACUACCCAAGCAGUGCUCAAGUUCCUUGGUCUGGAUAGAACGCCAUCGAUUGAUGAGUUUCUUCAGUCACACACCAACUUCUCGAAGGGUGGUAUCAGCUCUACGUUCAGGGUUUCUCGCGAUGUGCCUUUCAAAUGGAAAAAUGUUCUAGAUUUUAAUUACGUAAACGAGAUACAGAUGAAAUGCAAGGAGGCUAUGUCUCUAUGGGGCUACCGCAACGCACACAACGCCACACACAUGACCAGUAAAGAUUACAACCCGCUCGACCAGAACCACUGUGUUGACCAGUUUCUGAUCCCUCCGGAUAAUUAACCAGUUUGGGGCUCAUCAGGGUAACUGGCAGAGCGAGGGGAUCCAUCCCAGUUCUAAAGUACCUUCAAUCCUACAAUGAAGGAGUCUAGUCCUUUCAUCAUAAACUUCUUCAAUUAACUAAUGGAGUUACUAGCCUAUGUUAUUCACUUAAAGUGUAGCUUUCCAUUGUUUUGUUUUUUUUUAUUGACGAAGUAGUUUUAAAGCCUAUUCGUUAAAAUCAAAAUAAAAAAAACAAAUCUCACCUCUUUAUAAUAUAAUAUAGAAUACUAGCAGAUCCUCGCGGUUUCCCCCGCGUAGUUUCCGUUCCCAAAAGAAUAAGAGGAUAAAAUAUAGCCUAUAGC
Messenger RNA from Bicyclus anynana (squinting bush brown), 1725 nucleotides. Its product is annotated as carbohydrate sulfotransferase 4-like. The coding region runs from base 134 to 1384 and encodes 416 amino acids. The record is from RefSeq and is a predicted model, not a curated record. Gene Ontology annotation, biological process: sulfur compound metabolic process; N-acetylglucosamine metabolic process. The transcript is spliced from 4 exons. Gene Ontology annotation, molecular function: N-acetylglucosamine 6-O-sulfotransferase activity. Lineage: Eukaryota; Metazoa; Arthropoda; Insecta; Lepidoptera; Nymphalidae.